AUGGCAGCGGGGUUGCAGCGGUGUCUACAGAGCAUCGCUGGACGAAUUGCAUCACAGGAACUGAUGCUGCACCGCCUGAACGAGGUGCAGUUUCAACUACUCGCCGACGGGAACAUUGGAGAUGCGGUGUCACAGGCGCGCCGGGAGAUUGCGGGGCUGAGGGACUACGGUCGUGAUACGAUAGAAGUGAUGAGGGGGUUUGCUACAGCUCUGCUUGGCGGAAGGGAGUGA
Molecule: messenger RNA, 231 nt
Organism: Chondrus crispus (carragheen)
Lineage: Eukaryota; Rhodophyta; Florideophyceae; Gigartinales; Gigartinaceae
Exons: 1
Coding region: 1-231 (76 amino acids)
Source: RefSeq, a predicted model, not a curated record